GGAGCCAUGGCAGUCAGCUGGAUCAUUCUGUUCUAUGGCCUGGGACUGGCAGCAGCUAAGCUAACGGGUGAUACAGAAAGGGAUGUUGAUGAAGGUCGUGACUGGGACAUCUUUGACAUCAAUGAAGCGGCGGGGCUGGACCUGCUGGAGGGAGAUAUCGAACAGGACGAUGCAUUCAGAAACUCCAGAAUAGGUGACGAGUAUCGCUGGCCAACAACCAUUCCCUACUACCUAGAGGACAGUCUGGAGAUCAAUGCAAAAGGAGUGAUCCUGAAGGCAUUUGACCAGUACAGACUGAAGACCUGCAUUGACUUCACACCACGGAAAAAAGAGGAGAACUACAUCUCUGUGUACAAAGGUGGCGG
Molecule: messenger RNA, 365 nt
Organism: Epinephelus lanceolatus (giant grouper)
Lineage: Eukaryota; Metazoa; Chordata; Actinopteri; Perciformes; Serranidae
Source: RefSeq, a predicted model, not a curated record